AGGAAUGCCAAUCAGUGACUCCACCUCGCACCACUCAAUCCCCCAUGUCAUAAUCUCGAACCCUAUCUCUCUCACCCUCACUCUUCCACUUUUCUCACCUUUCGGUCAGUUUGGAAAAGGUGUCGGUGUUUUUAAACGCUCGAUUUCUCUGGCAACUUGCUUGCCAAAGGAGAAAUUAUAACCCCGCCCCGGUCGAGUCCGUGCUCCGAAAUCCGACAUCAUAGGGUAUCGCAUUCAGAACCGCUCGGUAACCAUCGGCUCCAGAAAACUUUCCUCGGUCGAACCCUCCCCAUUCUUAAUCACAUCAUCUUUCAACACUCUGAUCGAUUCCUUAAACUCCCUUUUAUAACGAGUUCAAACGGAAUUUUGGGUUCCGGAUCGAGCACCGAUAUGCUCGAGUCCGGGAUCCCUCGGUGAUCAAGACGGAUAGACAAGUGUGAGCGCCUGUCAACCUUCUACGAUGCGCCCCGAUGACAGAAGCAGCUCCGGAGCUGCCAGCAAUUCCUCCGAACAGUCGCACAGCUCCUCGGGAGAUAGUGCUGCCUCGCCCGCUUCCCACGUGCCUGUCUCCGGUACAUCGUCAAACUCCGAGCUCAUCAAGCGCUUGGAGAUUUUGUCCACCCGUAUCCCAAAUUUCUGGGUCGCUCCCUUUUGUGGCGGCGCUGCAGGUGUGGCCUCAGGAAUUGUGACUUGUCCCCUCGAUGUUAUCAAGACCAAGUUGCAGGCCCAGGGUGGCUUUGCCCGACGGAGCGGGUCAGCCAUGCAAACGAAAACACUGUACAGAGGCAUGUUUGGCACCGGAAAGGUGAUUAUACGAGAAGAUGGUAUUCGUGGUCUUUACCAGGGACUUGGCCCGAUGCUCAUGGGAUAUCUUCCGACGUGGGCGGUCUACCUGGCUGUUUAUGACCGAUCUCGCGAAUACUUUUAUGAACAAACAGAUAGUUGGUGGUUAUCCCGCGGAUAUGCUUCGGUCACCGCUGGUGCCUGUUCAACAAUUGUGACGAAUCCCAUCUGGGUCAUUAAGACGAGGCUCAUGUCGCAGAGCCUUAAGCAAAACCACGAAGGAGCACGAGCCCCGUGGCAGUACUCAGGUACAUGGGAUGCCGCUCGCAAGAUGUACCAGGUUGAGGGCAUUCGCUCGUUCUAUUCUGGCUUGACACCCGCCCUUCUUGGCCUCACUCACGUAGCCAUCCAGUUCCCCCUUUAUGAGUAUCUGAAAAUGGGCUUCACCGGAUAUGGAAUCGGAGAGCACCCAGAUACAGGGAGCUCCCACUGGCUGGGUAUCUCAUUCGCUACAUUCCUCAGCAAAAUCUGUGCAAGCACCAUCACCUACCCUCACGAGGUUCUAAGAACUCGACUGCAAACUCAGCAGCGCAACAUUCCAGCUCCAUCACAUGAAGAAGUCGCCUUCCGCGGUGGCCUGAAACACCCCCAUGAUCGUGGCCGACCCCGAGCUUCUUCCUCGGAUGGAAUGCCUCUCAGUCCUCGUUAUUCCGGAAUGAUCCGCACAUGCCAAACUAUCUUGAAGGAAGAAGGAUGGCGUGCGUUCUACUCCGGGAUUGGCGUCAACCUUUUCCGGGCCGUUCCGGCUGCCAUGACGACUAUGCUCACCUAUGAGUAUCUCCGGAUGGUCAUUCACAACUUCCAACAUGAGGGUGAAAUGAAGCUAGCCAUGGAAAAGGAGACCGAUGCGCCUAGCAUGAUUUGA
This is a messenger RNA of Penicillium pulvis, 1708 nucleotides long. RefSeq lists its product as uncharacterized. Gene Ontology annotation, cellular component: mitochondrion. The transcript is spliced from 2 exons. The coding region runs from base 461 to 1708 and encodes 415 amino acids. Gene Ontology annotation, molecular function: pyrimidine nucleotide transmembrane transporter activity. Gene Ontology annotation, biological process: pyrimidine nucleotide import into mitochondrion. Lineage: Eukaryota; Fungi; Ascomycota; Eurotiomycetes; Eurotiales; Aspergillaceae. The record is from RefSeq and is a predicted model, not a curated record.